Clunio marinus is the source of this 2217-nucleotide messenger RNA. NCBI's taxonomy places the organism in Eukaryota, Metazoa, Arthropoda, Insecta, Diptera, Chironomidae. The record is from the annotation of a GenBank genome assembly.
AGUCGUUCGUAGAUUUGACAAGUUGGAAGUAUACUAAAUCGAAUUUCUAGAAAAAUGGCAUAUAAACUCUUCUAUUUUAAUAUUACUGCGCUUGGGGAGCCCAUUCGUUUCCUUUUGAAUUAUGGAAAUAUCAAAUUUGAAGAUGUUAGAAUUGAAGCAGCUGAUUGGCCUAAAUUUAAGCCUUUAAUGCCAUUGGGUCAAGGUCCUGUUCUUGAAGUUGAUGGUAAAAAACUUCACCAAUCAACUGCAAUUUGUCGAUUCUUAGCAACUAAGAUGGGACUUGCAGGGUCAAAUGAGAUGGAAAAUUAUGAAAUUGAUAGUGCUGUUGAAACAGUUAAUGACUUGAGAGCAAAAAUUGCAGCAGUUCAUUAUGAGCCAAAUGCGAAAAUCCAAGAAGAAAAACGAAAAAAUCUUAAUUCUGAAACUAUUCCUUUUUAUCUUAAAAAAUUGGAAGAAAUGGCUAAAGAAAAUCAAGGUCACCUUGCUUUGAAACGUCGUACAUGGGCUGAUCUUUAUUUUGUGGCCUUGGGAAGUUAUAUGAACUAUAUGGCAAAGAUGGAUUUAUUUACAUCUAAGCAUCCAUACUUGCAAGAGGUAUCGAUUAAUGUUUUUGCUAUAAGCAGCAUUAAAAAAUGGAUUGACACCAGGCCAAAAACUGAAAUAAUGAUAGGACCGAGUUCAUCAAUAAGCAAAUUACUCUUAACACUCUUGAUUGUUCUUAUUUGCUUCUUCGUGUAUCUUGAUAUUCAUCUUUACUUACGCAUCCAAAACUAUCCGAUAGAUAGAAAUAUUCACAGAAAUGGAACAUUGAAUAUGCAAAUACUCUCAUCAACUCCUAUUACACUCAUAGUUAACUAUAGCGAUGUCACUUGGGUUAAUUGUCAUAUAAACCCUCUUUGCGACGUGACAGUUAAAGCAUUGAUGUUAGAUCACACAAAUCACUAUAUAUUUGCUCCAAUGGCGACACUUUUUGAUGACCUCGUUGGAUUCAGCAAAUCAAAUUUUAUUACUCCAAAUAUGAUAUCAUUCUUUCACGUUUUUGUUGCUAUUCUUGCCGGGAGAUUAAUAGCUCUAGACAGUUUGGGCUAUCGUCGAUUAGGAGUCGUUCUAUUCCAAUUUCGAACAUUUUUGGAUGAUCUUGACGGACAUGUAGCUAGAGUUAAAAGACAUAUUCGUGGAGAGAGAAGUGAAAUUGGAACAACGGGUUAUUAUGUUGAUGGCAUUUGCGAUGGCUUCGGUUGCAUUGCUCUCAUGAUCGGCGUUUUCGUCUUUUUGAAGAAUAACCCUCCUCGAAGAGGAUAUACCCAACUGCAACCAAUCAUUCCUAUAGCUGAUCCUAAAUCUUCUGAAUCUGGUGUCAUUUACAAAGCGAAAGUCACAACAAAAAAAGUGUCACGAAAAGUGGGAUACUUUACAGCGCAACUUCUUUGCAGCUCAACAGCUUGGAACCGCUACAUUGCAUAUUAUCAAGACAUUCUCGAGAAAAACGACGUAACGCCAGCGCAGUUUGUUCGUCAAAACUAUGUGAUGAAAUCAACAUGGUUCUUUGCUAUCAUUUGGCUUUGGCGCAUCAUCAAUGUUCAUGCACUUCUGCAUUUUUUGCUUCUAAGCAUUUUCUGUGAUAAAUUAUGGGAUUAUCUUAAAAUGACGCAGUACAUUUGUUUUGUUUUUCUUCUAACAAUUGUAUGUGCCACUGAGUUACACCUAUGGGAAGCACAAAACUUUGUCUUCAAAACAUUAGUUGUCGCUAAUUUAGGAGGGUGAUCAAAUUGAUAGAACACUAAGAAUGAUAUCGUAAAACAUGAAAUUUUGAAUCUGCAACAAAAGUUAUCAAUUCUCAUAAAUUGUUAAGGGACAAAGUCAUUUGUUUUCUCUUUGUUACUAUUUUUAACUAAACCAGACACUAACUUUUGUGUUUCUCAGUCUCGAAUUUUUUAAUCUCAAUUAAAUAUUAAAUCCUUAUGAUUACUAAUCGUUCUUAUUGCCAUAAUUUCCAUAGAUGAAAAUGAAUCAAUGUGUUUGGAUUAGCUUGUAUGCAAUAACGUGUUUAGUAGUUAGAUGACAUGAUCAAUAACAAUAGUCAAAUGUUUUAUAAAUUGAUAUUAUGACGACAAUCUAAGUGAAAUAAAAUAUGCGAGAAUAUAAAUUUCGAUGACUUUGAAUGUUCCUUUUAUAAGAUAUUUUCAUGAUUAAAAAUGUGCGAAAUGAUUUUUUCAC